Molecule: messenger RNA, 1998 nt
Organism: Physcomitrium patens
Lineage: Eukaryota; Viridiplantae; Streptophyta; Bryopsida; Funariales; Funariaceae
Source: RefSeq, a predicted model, not a curated record
GCCAUCUCCCCCCCCCCCUACAUUUCCUCGAUGUGUUUCCUCGUGCGCUUCUGUGUUCUGUCGGGUUCUGGAUCUCUCGACUAGUUUCUGAAUCUUUAUGUUGCACCUCGUUACUUCAGUGCGCUGUAAUCUCGAACACACCUCAGUCUAUCAAAUUGUAGCGGAAGAGGGUCGUGACUUCUUCACGCAUCAGUGUGCAGAGCCGAUCUCAGUGCUUUUGUUCUCCUCUCUUGAAUCAGUGUCUCUUCGACACUCUCACACACGAAGGCCAGUAGUUUUGCUACACUCAAGUUUGAUUCGAAACACGCGCGCGCAUCCUAGUUGCUACUAUCAACUUCGGAUCUGCUUGAAUGAAAUCUGGAUUUGGCCUCGAGUAUUAUCGGAUUUCCUUUUGUUAGCAGAAGUGGUAUUAGGAGUGUCCACUCACCAUCAGGAUCUUCCAGAAUCGUGAAGUUGUACGACUUUCACAAACGCAAAUUCGUUGCAUUGCUGCAUUGUUUACUUUAAGCUUAUGCAUCAUUAGAGUGAUCAAAGGUGAUCGAUGGAGGAAGAGAGUGACUUAGGGAGCUGUAGUUCCUCAGUUGCGAUACCGUACAAGUGGGAAGCAGUUCCUGGAAGGCCCAUUAUAGAGCCCUCGCCGGUAGUUGAACCAUGGAUGAGCCCGCUCCGCCCGCCUCCAUGCAUUCGAAGCUCUCCUAAACCACAGUCUUUCACUUUUGAAGGUUUUGAACCAGAUCUACCUGCAUUGCCUGAGACGCAACUUGCCGUGAAGGUUUUGAAGAAGUUGAGUAGACUACGACGGAAAUCCGUCAAUGCCACGUCGUGCUUCACGUCCGAUGCUGCCCGAGUUAUAGAGAAUAGUGGCCAGUUGUUUCCCUUAGAAGAUCUCGACAGUUCUUAUGAUUCCGAUGUUGUGAGCGAUCAAUCCGGCACACCAUGCUCUUUGGCCUCCAGUGAGUCUUCUUUCUUUGGCUCUAAUAACAGUACACCAUAUGUUAAUAUCGCUACUCCCUCUUCUCCCUCCACGGUCAGUGCACGGCCAUCCUCAUGCCGCGUGGAAGACGCCGAUUCUCAGGGCGAAGAGGAUGGAUCUGACAACGAGAAGACUCUUUGUGGACCCCACGAAUCGGCUUGGCACCAGCCUCUCGACGAAGUCCCAGCAUGCGAAAUCCCUCAUAAAUGGCAAUUGCGAAGAUCUUACUCCACUCUUGUCCCUGCACUUCUGCGGAACUCCACAUCCUCCCGCAGCUUCAAGCGCCUCUCCCUUGGUAGACGAACCGAUCCUCCAGUGAGAAUGUCGCCCCGGUAGACUGAGAGUUGGAGCCGGAUCAACACGUUAAUGCUGUUAAUUUUGUCUCAUCGGCCAUUGUGGUAGAAUCUUCUCUUCACGCAUGAUCACUGUCGAUACGAGGUGAUAGUGACAGAUAGUGGAGGUAGAUCACUGACCAAAUAGUGCUGUCAUAAAACACCCAAACAUCAUGCGUCCUACAGUCAUUUACAACUAUCCCGUGUAGCUGCAGAGGCUAGACUGCCCGCCUCACGGGAGAUGUCCAUGUAAAUUCAGUGCGGAGUAUUUCCAUCUGUGAUGCCAACGUCUAAGACGAUGUAACCGGCUCCUUUUUAACUUCACCACAUUAGCUGAAAUCUGUGUUCAUUGCAAUCUGUCGAACUAUGUCGGGCAGGCAUUUUUCGUGAGAGUCCUUGUGGUGUGCACAUCACCUGGCUCGUUUCGGUGCUGCACUGCACUUGCACGGUGACUCCUUCAGACACAUGUUUGUUGUGGAUUCGCUAUUACACUUGAUGCAUCGAUGCUGAUGUGUACAUCUUGUACGAACCUAGUGUUUUCAUUUCUGUUUGCAGUGUCUGAACAGCGUUGCGUGGUGUGACUUGAGUGUUGAAGUAGAGAUUAAAUUCUACGUGACGACGGAAUUAUAAAUUCAAUUUUCUGUGCUCUGAUGUCUUCAAGUUGUUAUGUAAUAAAUUUGGUAUUCCGCUGAA